AAGAAGAUUAGAAGAUGGAAUUCGUGACAUCGAAGUUUAGCGUUGGCUUGUUUAAUGAUAAAACUAGUGAAGUGUGGAUAGCAAUUUGGUGUUGUCCCACUCACCCAAAUUCAUUUUAUUUUUUUGAAUAAAUAAUUUAAUUUUUAAUUUUAAUUCAACAAGGUUUGAAGAAAUGCAAAAUGUCCAAGCUUUAUAUACGGUUUACAGAACAUUCUCAACACGCACGAAAAUGGGCAACCCCUUCAAAACCGCUGUCCAGAAGGUAUUCAUGCAACAAAGCCCCCUCCCAAUUCUGUAACAACCGAAACCGAAACCCCUUUAUUAGCUUUUUCUUCACUUCAAACCACUCUCAUAAAUUCAACAUUCUUCAAAGUUUGUCACCUAUACCCAGCUUCAUUCAAUGGCUAGAAGGAGAGAAGAGUACCUUUCACCAGAAAUAGUUAACCGUGGCAUCAACAACUCCGGUUCACCGAGCUUUUCGGUGAAGGUUAACCGCGGUUUGCCUGACUUCCUUAGCUCAGUCAACUUGAAAUAUGUGAGGCUUGGCUACCGUUAUCUUAUUAACCACGGUAAAUAUUUCGCGGUCUUGCCGGUUCUUCUAGUGAUCAUCGGUACACAGAUCGGGAAGCUAACAUGGGAUGGUGUUUUUUCCCUGGAGUAUUACAACCUAGUCAACACCCUUCUCUUAUCAGGAUUCUUGUCCCUGUUUGUGUAUGUUUAUCUCGAUUUGACUCCUCGUUCGACUUAUCUGGUCGAUUUCGCCUGCUACCUCCCACCAAACGAACUCAAGAUAACGAACGAGGAAUACAUAGAGUUGGCCAAGAAAUCAGGCCAGUUCAACGAUGCAGCAAUUGAAUUCCAGCAGCAAGUUCUCAAGAAUUCAGGCAUAGGCGAUGAAACGUACCUGCCGAGAGUGAUAUUCCAGCCAAAUUACAGAAAAGACCUUGGAGAUGGCCGGGAAGAGGCGGCGAUGCUGAUGUUUGGGGCGGUGGAGGACCUCUUUGCCGCCACCGGAAUCCGCCCCAAAGACAUACGGAUCCUGAUUGUCAACUGUGGGGUCCUCAACACCACCCCUUCCCUCUCCGCCAUGAUAAUCAACCGCUACAAGCUCAGCCACACAAUCCAGAGCUUCAAUAUUGGCGGCAUGGGCUGUGCCGCCGGCAUAACUGCUGUUGAUCUGGCCAACGACCUUCUGAACGCCUAUCCAGGCUCAUAUGCAAUGAUAGUUAGCACUGAAGUUGUCAGCUUCACUUGGUAUGGUGGGAAUGAGAUGGAUAUGCUGCUUCCGAAUUGCUUCCUCCGCAUGGGGGCUGCCGCCAUUUUGCUCUCGAAUCGCCGCCUGGACAGAUGGCGCUCCAAAUAUCAAUUGAAGCAGUUGGUCAGAACUCACAAAGGAACUGAUGAGAGGAGCUUCAGAAGCAUACAACUCAAAGAAGACUCACAAAGAAAACAAGGCCUAUCAGUGAGCAAAGACGUGAUAGAAGUAGGGGGCCAUGCCCUCAAGGCCAACAUCACCACACUCGGCCCACUAGUGCUCCCUCUUUUGGAGCAAUUCCACUUCUUCAAAUCACUACUUUUCAAUAAAACCGGCUCCUCCAAGCCCUACAUCCCCGACUACAAGCUCGCGUUUGAGCACGUCUGCAUACUGGCUACGAGCAAGAAAGUGCUGGACGAGAUACAGAAGAACCUGGACCUGACAGAUGAAUACAUGGAAGCUUCUAGAAAGACCCUGGCGCGGUUCGGAAAUACUUCCAGCAGCAGUAUUUGGUAUGAGCUGGCUUACUUGGAAGCCAAGAACAGGAUCAAGAAUGGAGACAGGGUCUGGCAACUGGCUCUGGGCUCUGGCUUCAAGUGCAACAGUGUUGUCUGGAGGGCUGUUAGAACUGUUAGGCAGAUGAAAAGGACACCGUGGAACGAGAAUUGAAGACUCAGCUUGUACGGCAUUAUCAUCAUCAUCGUAUGUUAUAGAUAUAUAGAUGGGAAAUAAGUUAAUAAUCAUAACGCAGUACUAGUGAAAAAUUUACUUCCAUUUCAUUUACAUCUUGUCCUGAUUGUAUAAUGAUCUUCGUGGUGAUCAAAGAUAUAUUGUACACAAUAGUUCACACAAAUGUAGCAUUACUUCAACCAAGAACAGCAGAACUCACAAACACAUUUUAUCUUCCCAAUUUUUCAACAAGCCAAUUAAUUACAACAGUACCACUCCAACCGUUUGUUCCCCACAUUCAUAAAUUACAACAUGCAAUUAAAACAUGAAACACAACAAAAACCAACUCACCCAGUAUUAGGGGGCAAAAAAAAAGUGAAACCAAAAUCAACUCACAUGCCUCGCCGCUUUGAAAUAUCAUCGAGAGAAGGCGGCAUACCGCCACGAACAAGUGAUCCCGCUAGCUGAGCGGCCGUGAAGGAUUCAACCUCACCGACUUUCAUCCUGAAAAAAA
Erythranthe guttata (spotted monkey flower) is the source of this 2438-nucleotide messenger RNA. RefSeq names its product 3-ketoacyl-CoA synthase 15. The record is from RefSeq and is a predicted model, not a curated record. Gene Ontology annotation, cellular component: membrane. Lineage: Eukaryota; Viridiplantae; Streptophyta; Magnoliopsida; Lamiales; Phrymaceae. Gene Ontology annotation, molecular function: acyltransferase activity, transferring groups other than amino-acyl groups. Gene Ontology annotation, biological process: fatty acid biosynthetic process.